Messenger RNA from Solanum tuberosum (potato), 3714 nucleotides. Its product is annotated as importin subunit beta-1. The record is from RefSeq and is a predicted model, not a curated record. Gene Ontology annotation, molecular function: small GTPase binding. The transcript has 3 exons. Gene Ontology annotation, biological process: protein import into nucleus. Bases 170 to 2785 code for a protein of 871 amino acids. Lineage: Eukaryota; Viridiplantae; Streptophyta; Magnoliopsida; Solanales; Solanaceae.
CCAGCUUUUACAUCCGCGUUUUCUUCUUCCUCUCUCUCUCUCUUGAACUCCCCCCUGUCUCUCUUUCUCUCUCUUCACUUUCUCCCUUUCUGUUUUUUUUUUCUCCCUGUUAGGGUUUCAGGGGGCGCCGCUUUUGCUCUGUUCGAUCUUCACAAGUUUCAGAUAUACUAUGGCAAUGGAAGUCACCCAGAUCCUUCUUAAUGCACAGUCAGUUGAUUCAACAGUGCGGAAACAUUCCGAGGAAACUCUAAAACAGUUUCAGGAGCAAAAUCUUCCUGGUUUCUUGUUGUCUCUAUCUGGAGAGCUUGCUAAUGAAGAGAAGCCAGUUGACAGUCGUAAGUUGGCUGGUUUAAUACUUAAAAAUGCCUUGGAUGCCAAGGAACAACAUAGGAAAUUUGAGCUUGUGCAAAGAUGGCUAUCACUUGAUAUGGCAGUGAAGGCCCAGAUAAAGACAUGUUUAUUACAGACACUCUCUUCUCCUGUGCCUGAUGCUCAUUCAACCGCAUCACAAGUCAUUGCUAAGGUUGCUGGCAUUGAGCUUCCUCAGAAGCAGUGGCCUGAGUUGAUUGGGUCACUCCUUUCAAAUAUUCACCAGGUCCCUGCUCAUGUCAAGCAAGCUACUUUGGAGACACUGGGUUAUUUAUGUGAAGAAGUUUCUCCCGAAGUUGUGGAUCAGGAUCAAGUAAAUAAAAUCCUUACAGCCGUAGUUCAGGGUAUGAACGCUGAAGAAGGGAACAAUGAUGUGAGGCUUGCUGCUACCCGAGCAUUAUAUAAUGCUCUUAGUUUUGCUCAAGCAAACUUCAGCAAUGACAUGGAGCGUGACUUUAUAAUGAGAGUUGUAUGUGAGGCUACUCAAUCCCCAGAAGUCAAAAUUCGACAAGCUGCCUUUGAAUGUUUAGUCUCCAUUUCAUCAACAUACUAUGAGAAAUUGGCUCCAUACAUCCAAGAUAUCUUUAACAUUACAGCAAAGGCUGUUAAAGAGGAUGUAGAGCCUGUUGCUCUUCAAGCUAUUGAAUUUUGGAGCUCAAUCUGUGAUGAGGAGAUUGAUAUUUUAGAAGAUUUUGGGGGUGAUUUCACUGCAGAUUCUGAUGUUCCUUGCUAUUAUUUCAUCAAGCAGGCUCUCCCUGCUCUUGUGCCUAUGCUAUUAGAGACACUUCUUAAGCAGGAAGAAGAUCAGGACCAGGAUGAAGGUGCUUGGAAUCUUGCAAUGGCUGGAGGCACUUGCCUUGGUCUGGUGGCCCGGACUGUAGGGGAUGAGAUUGUUCCACUUGUUAUGCCAUUCAUCCAAGAGAACAUUUCAAAGCCUGAUUGGAGACAAAGAGAGGCUGCAACAUAUGCCUUUGGUUCUAUUUUGGAAGGUCCUUCUCCUGACAAGUUGACACCUCUUGUUAAUGUUGCAUUGAACUUCAUGCUUACUGCGUUGACAAAGGAUCCUAAUAGCCAUGUGAAGGAUACAACUGCAUGGACCCUGGGAAGGAUAUUUGAGUUUCUUCAUGGUUCUACAGUGGAGACACCCAUUAUUACUCCUGCAAAUUGCCAGCUGAUAAUCACAGUUCUACUUCAGGCCAUGAAAGAUGCUCCAAAUGUUGCUGAAAAAUCCUGUGGUGCUCUCUAUUUCCUUGCUCAAGGCUAUGAGGAUAUGGGUGCAUCAUCUCCCUUGACACCUUAUUUCCAGGAAAUCGUGCAAGAGCUUCUAACAGUUACCCACAGAGAAGAUGCUGGUGAGUCGCGACUCAGGACUGCGGCAUAUGAGACAUUGAAUGAAGUAGUUAGGUGUUCAACAGAUGAAACAGCUCCAAUGGUUUUGCAGCUUGCUCCUAUCAUUAUGACAGAGCUGCACCAGACUCUCGAAGGUCAGAAGCUUUCAUCUGACGAGAGAGAGAAGCAGAGUGAGUUGCAAGGUCUUCUGUGUGGUUGCUUACAGGUCAUUAUUCAGAAAUUAGGGGCUUCCGAGCCAACAAAGUUUGUUUUCAUGCAGUAUGCAGAUCAGAUCAUGAACCUUUUUCUCAGGGUUUUUGCAUGUAGAAAUGCUACGGUGCAUGAGGAAGCCAUGCUUGCCAUUGGAGCCCUAGCCUAUGCAACUGGUCCCGACUUUGCCAAGUACAUGCCUGAAUUUUACAAGUACCUGGAAAUGGGCCUUCAGAAUUUCGAGGAGUACCAAGUGUGUGCUGUUACGGUUGGUGUUGUGGGUGAUGUAUGCAGAGCUUUGGAAGAUAAGAUCCUACCUUACUGUGAUGGUAUAAUGACUCAGCUUCUCAAGGACCUGUCAAGUAACCAGCUGCAUCGAUCUGUAAAGCCUCCAAUAUUUUCAUGCCUUGGUGACAUAGCUUUGGCAAUAGGAGAGAAUUUUGAAAAGUACUUGAUGUAUGCCAUGCCAAUGCUCCAGAGUGCUGCUGAGCUGUCUGCCCACACAUCUGGUGCAGAUGAUGAGAUGGUAGAAUACACAAAUCUUCUGAGGAAUGGAAUCUUGGAGGCUUAUUCAGGGAUAUUUCAGGGCUUCAAGAAUUCCCCUAAAACACAGCUUCUGAUCCCAUAUGCACCUCAUAUCCUGCAAUUCCUGGAUAGCAUUUACAUGGAGAAAGACAUGGAUGAUGUGGUGAUGAAAACAGCUAUUGGGGUUCUAGGAGAUCUAGCAGAUACUCUGGGCAGUAAUGCUGGUUCGUUGAUUCAACAAUCAUUAUCAAGCAAAGAGUUCUUGAAUGAAUGCUUGUCAUCAGAUGACCAUUUGAUUAAGGAAUCUGCUGAGUGGGCAAAGUUGGCCAUCACUCGUGCCAUUUCAGUUUGAGGUGGCCGCUUUGGUACAUACUUUUUUUUUUAGUAAGUCCAUGCAUGCAUAUGGUUGUGUCCAGUUGGGUCCGAGAUUGCAUUCACGAGUCUUGUCAUUGAUGUUAUCUGACAAUGGAGAAAUCUACACUCUUGUUGUCGUUAACUCAUGCGCCAGCACCAUGGGUCGAGGUUUUGUUUUGCCGGGGGAGGGGGAGAGGGGGUUACUACUCAAGAGUUGAAAGUCCUUCCAUUCAGCAUGUGACUUUGCUGGUGAUGUGUAUUGGGGUGGAAAGGGGUCUGCUGUAACUUACUGAAGUAACAAAUCAGGCUGCCGGUUUGUUGGGUUUUCCGUGGGUCUAUCUGCUAAGAAGAGGUGCCCCAGAUCAUCCCUGUGCUGCCGUCUUCUCCAAGGGCUUUGAGUGUCAUAAUGUGUAAGGUCAAAGUUUUGGUAGUCCUGAUACUUUAAGCCAAAGCUUCUUUGAUAUUGUCCCAUCUAUUUUUUUUCUUUGGGUCUGUCAGUCGUCAUCGGUCAAAGCAGCUGCAUUUUCUUUAUUUCAAAUUGCAUACAUCUCAUUCAUUUCUUUUGCAUAUACUGGUCAUGGGGUAACCCACUUGUUUUAAAAUUUUAUAUAGGGAAUUGUGUUUGCAUCUUCACAUUUCUCUUUCUGGGUUGUUUUCCGGCAGUAGGUAUUUUUGCACAUCAGUAGCAGAUUGUGCAUCCAUGAAAGCAUGUAAGCUUCCUUUUUCAUGCUGUUACGAUACAGUUUUUUUCCCCUCUUAAAAGAAAAGGAUCAUGCUUGUGAUCGUAAUAUCAUAAUAUAUUUGGUUGCAUUUCGGAGGGCAUGUUAUCAAAGCAAUGGGAAUUGAAGAUGUUUUUUUCUUAAUAGAUUCACAUGUUGCUGUGUCCAUUGAUUGUCCAGUUUAGAAAUGUUGAAAUCGUUUCCCCAG